CGCUCCGUCUCUGGAGUUACGGCGACCUCAGGCCUGGCGAAGACACAGGGGGGAGCUGCAGGACCCGGAGGCGCGCUACGGCCGGCCCGUGAGCAGGGCGGGGCAGAUCAGGGCGGCCGCCUCCGCGCGUCCCACAGGGACCAUCCUCUCCGCUCCGGGCCUCAGUGCGCAGGGCGGGAGACGGGGCGCACCCCGGCCAGGCUGGCAUGGACCUCCCGCGCCGCUGGCUCUUUCGAAUGUUGCUGCUCGUCGCCACCAGCUCUGGGAUUCUCUUCAUGCUGUACUCCUCGGCGGGGCAGGGGUCCCCGGAGACCCAGGUUCCCGCCAGGAGCACCACGACGCCUAGAGCAUUCUUUGAGCCCAAGGCACCGAAUUCGGAAAACAGAAAGAGCCGAUCCUGCCAACACUCGCUAUCCCUGGCCAUUCAGAAGGACCAUCGCUUCCGGGGCCUGUUUGACCUCUCCACCCCAGUGCUUCUGUGGGAUGGCCUCUUCACUCAAGAGCUGUGGGAUAAUCUGAGUCAGCACAAAGUCCCCUACGGAUGGCAGGGGCUCUCCCGUAAAGUCAUUGCCUCUACCCUGACACUUCUGAAGGACCCGGAGAGCGCAGAGCUGUUUGGUGCUUCCGGGAAACUACCCCUGAGCUGUAUCAGCUGUGCCGUGGUGGGUAAUGGAGGAAUUCUGAAUGGGUCCCGGCAGGGUCAGAAAAUCGAUGCGCACGACUAUGUCUUCAGACUCAAUGGCGCCAUAACCAAAGGCUUUGAGCUCGACGUGGGCACUAAGACCUCCUUCUACGGUUUCACCGUGAACACCAUGAAGAACUCGCUCAUCUCCUACUCCAAACUGGGCUUCACCUCUGUGCCGCAAGGGCAGGACCUGCGCUACAUCUUCAUCCCCUCAAGCAUCCGGGAUUACCUGAUGCUGAGAUCUGCCAUUCUGGGUGUGCCUGUUCCAGAAGGACCAGAUAAAGGGGACAGGCCUCACAUCUAUUUUGGACCGGAAACCUCUGCCAGUAAAUUCAAGCUCCUGCAUCCGGACUUCAUCGGCUACCUGACAGGAAGGUUUCUGAAAUCCAAGUUGAUCAACACACGUUUUGGAGACAUGUACAUGCCUAGCACAGGAGCGCUCAUAUUGCUGACAGCCCUGCACGCCUGUGACCAGGUUAGUGCCUACGGAUUCAUCACUAACAACUACCAGAAGUACUCAGACCACUAUUUCGAACGAGAGAAGAAACCACUGAUAUUCUACGCAAACCAUGAUCUGUCCCUGGAAGCUGCGCUAUGGCGAGAUCUGCACAACGCCGGCAUCCUCUGGCUGUACCAACGCUGACCCCAAAGUGUCCGAUGUCUGUGCUUCAAAAGCACUUUUCCUGACCUUUCAACCUUUGGAAGAAGCAAGACUCCCCUUGGCCCUCCGCUUCCCAACAGAGGGUAUUGAGACAAGA
Molecule: messenger RNA, 1443 nt
Organism: Rattus rattus (black rat)
Lineage: Eukaryota; Metazoa; Chordata; Mammalia; Rodentia; Muridae
Gene: St6galnac2
Product: ST6 N-acetylgalactosaminide alpha-2,6-sialyltransferase 2
Exons: 9
Coding region: 207-1328 (373 amino acids)
Molecular function (GO): sialyltransferase activity
Source: RefSeq, a predicted model, not a curated record